Molecule: messenger RNA, 4233 nt
Organism: Closterium sp. Naga37s-1
Lineage: Eukaryota; Viridiplantae; Streptophyta; Zygnematophyceae; Desmidiales; Closteriaceae
Source: the annotation of a GenBank genome assembly
AUGGUGCCCUCCCUGUUUUCCUCUCCCUUUCCCCCUGUCCUCCUCUCCCUUUCCCCCUGUCCUCCUCUCCCUUUCCCCCUGUCCUCCUCUCCCUUUCCCCCUGUCCUCCUCUCCCUUUCCCCCUGUCCUCCUCUCCCUUUCCCCCUGUCCUCCUCUCCCUUUCCCCCUGUCCUCCUCUCCCUUUCCCCCUGUCCUCCUCUCCCUUUCCCCCUGUCCUCCUCUCCAUUUCCCCCUGUCCUCCUCUCCCUUUCCCCCUGUCCUCCUCUCCCUUUCCCCCUGUCCUCCUCUCCCUUUCCCCCUGUCCUCCUCUCCCUUUCCCCCUGUCCUUCUCUCCCUUUCCCCCUGUCCUCUCCAUUUCCCCCUGUCCUCCUCUCCAUUUCCCCCUGUCCUUCUCUCCCUUUCCCCCUGUCCUCCUCUCCCUUUCCCCCUGUCCUUCUCUCCCUUUCCCCCUGUCCUCCUCUCCCUUUCCCCCUGUCCUUCUCUCCCUUUCCCCCUGUCCUCCUCUCCAUUUCCCCCUGUCCUCCUCUCCCUUUCCCCCUGUCCUCUCCCUUUCCCCCUGUCCUCCUCUCCAUUUCCCUCUGUCCUCCUCUCCCUUUCCCCCUGUCCUCCUCUCCCUUUCCCCCUGUCCUCCUCUCCCUUUCCCCCUGUCCUCCUCUCCCUUUCCCCCUGUCCUCCUCUCCCUUUCCCCCUGUCCUCCUCUCCAUUUCCCCCUGUCCUCCUCUCCAUUUCCCCCUGUCAUCCUCUCCCUUUCCCCCUGUCCUCCUCUCCCUUUCCCCCAGUCCUCCUCUCCAUUUCCCCCUGUCCUUCUCUCCCUUUCCCCCUGUCCUUCUCUCCCUUUCCCCCUGUCCUUCCCUCCCACCUUUCCUCCCCCUCUCUCACAUCCCUUCCCUUUCCUACUGUCCUCUCCCACCAUUCACGCUUCUCUCAGCCAUCCCUUUCCCCCCUCCCCUGCCCCUCGCCUUCCCCCACUACCGUCCCUUCCCUUUCCACUACGUUCUCUCGUUCAAUUCAGCCAACAAAGCUUCCCGUCGCCCUCAUUCCAUCUUCCCGUCGCCCUCAUUCCAUCUUCCCGUCGCCCUCAUUCCAUCUUCCCGUCGCCCUCAUUCCAUCUUCCCGUCGCCCUCAUUCCAUCUUCCCGUCGCCCUCAUUCCAUCUUCCCGUCGCCCUCAUUCCAUCUUCCCGUCGCCCUCAUUCCAUCUUCCCGUCGCCCUCAUUCCAUCUUCCCGUCGCCCUCAUUCCAUCUUCCCGUCGCCCUCAUUCCAUCUUCCCGUCGCCCUCAUUCCAUCUUCCCGUCGCCCUCAUUCCAUCUUCCCGUCGCCCUCAUUCCAUCUUCCCGUCGCCCUCAUUCCAUCUUCCCGUCGCCCUCAUUCCAUCUUCCCGUCGCCCUCAUUCCAUCUUCCCGUCGCCCUCAUUCCAUCUUCCCGUCGCCCUCAUUCCAUCUUCCCGUCGCCCUCAUUCCAUCUUCCCGUCGCCCUCAUUCCAUCUUCCCGUCGCCCUCAUUCCAUCUUCCCGUCGCCCUCAUUUCCCGUCCCGUCGCCCUCGUUUCCCUUCCCGUCGCCCUCAUUUCCCUUCCCGACGCCCCCAUUUCCCUUCCCGUCGCACUCAUUUCCCUUCCCGUCGCACUUAUUUCCCGACCCGGCGCACUUAUUUCCCUUCCCGUCGCCCUCAUUUCCCGUCCCGUCGCCCUCAUUUCCCUUCCCGUCGCACUCAUUUCCCUUCCCGUCGCCCUCAUUUCCCUUCCCGUCACCCCCCAUUACCCUUCCCGUCGCAAACAUUACCCUUCCCGUCGCCCUCAUUUCCCUUCCCGUCGCACUCAUUUCCCUCGAGUCCUCCCUCCCCCUCAUCCGCCCUUCCUCCACCUCUCCAUCCUCUCAUCCUCCCUUCAUCUCAUCCUCCCUUCCUCUUAUCCGCCCUUCCUCUCAUCCUCCUUUCCUCUCAUCCACCCUUCCUCUCAUCCUCCCUUCUCUCAUCCUGUCUCCCUCUCAUCCUCUCUCCCUCUCGUCCGCCCUGCGUCUCGACCUUCCUUCCUCUCGUCCUCCCUCCCCGUCUUCCGCCCUCCCCCUCAUCCGCCCUCCCUCUCAUCCUCCCUUCAUCUCAUCCUCCCUUCCUCUUAUCCGCCCUUCCUCUCAUCCUCCUUUCCUCUCAUCCUCCCGCCCUCUCAUCCGCCCUUCUCUCAUCCUCUCGCCCUCUCAUCCGCCCUCCCUCUCAUCCUCCCUUCAUCUCAUCCUCCCUUCAUCUCAUCCACCCAUACUCUCAUCCUCCCUUCCUCUCAUCCUCCCUUCCUCUCAUCCUCCUCUCCUCUCAUCCUACCCUUCCUCACAUCCUCUCUUCCUCUCAUCCUCCCUUCCUCUCAUCCGCCCUUCUCUCUCUCAUCCUCCCGCCCUCUCAUCCGCCCUUCUCUCAAGGGCUCGCCCUCUCAUCCUCUCUCCCUCUCAUCCUCUCUCCAUCUCAUCCUCCCUUCAUGAAAUCCACCCAUCCUCUCAUCCUCCCUUCCUCUCAUCCUCCCUUCCUCUCAUCCUCCUCUCCUCUCAUCCUCUCUCCCUCUCAUCCGCCCUCCCUCUCAUCCUCCCUUCAUCUCAUCCUCCUUUCCUCUCAUCCUCCCUUCCUCUCAUCCGCCCUUCUCUCUCUCAUCCUCUCUACCUCUCAUCCUCCCGCCCUCUCAUCCGCCCUUCCUCUCGUCCUCCCUUCCUCUCGUCCUCUCCCCCCUUCUUCCGCCCUCCCCCUCAUCCGCCCUUCCUCACAUCCUCUCUUCCUCUCAUCCUCCCAACCUCUCAUCCGCCCUUCUCUCUCUCUUCCUCCCGCCCUCUCAUCCGCCCUUCUCUCAUCCUCUCGCCCUCUCAUCCGCCCAUCCUCUCAUCCUCCCUUCAUCUCAUCCUCCCUUCAUCUCAUCCACCCAUCCUCUCAUCCUCCCUUCCUCUCAUCCUCCCUUCCUCUCAUCCUCCUCUCCUCUCAUCCUACCCUUCCUCACAUCCUCUCUUCCUCUCAUCCUCCCUUCCUCUCAUCCGCCCUUCUCUCUCUCAUCCUCCCGCCCUCUCAUCCGCCCUUCUCUCAUCCUCUCGCCCUCUCAUCCGCCCAUCCUCUCAUCCUCCCUUCAUCUCAUCCUCCCUUCAUCUCAUCCACCCAUCCUCUCAUCCUCCCUUCCUCUCAUCCUCCCUUCCUCUCAUCCUCCUCUCCUCUCAUCCUCUCUCCCUCUCAUCCGCCCUCCCUCUCAUCCUCCCUUCAUCUCAUCCUCCUUUCCUCUCAUCCUCCCUUCCUCUCAUCCGCCCUUCUCUCUCUCAUCCUCUCUACCUCUCAUCCUCCCGCCCUCUCAUCUGCCCUUCCUCUCGUCCUCCCUUCCUCUCGUCCUCCCCCCCCCUUCUUCCGCCCUCCCCCUCAUCCGCCCUUCCUCUCAUCCACCCAUCCUCUCAUCCUCCCUUCCUCUCAUCCACCCAUCCUCUCAUCCUCCCUUCAUCUUAUCCUCCCUUCCUCUUAUCCGCCCUUCCUCCAAACCUCCCUUCCUCUCAUCCUCCUCUCCUCUCAUCCACCCUUCCUCUCGUCCUCCCUUCCUCUCGUCCGCCCUUCCUCUCAUCCGCCCUUCCUCUCAUCCUCCCUUCCUCUCAUCCGCCCUUCCUCUCAUCCGCCCUUCUCUCUCUCAUCCUCCCGCCCUUUCAUCCGCCCUUCCGCUCGUCCUCCCUUCCUCUCGUCCUCCCUCCCCUUCUUCCGACCUCCCCCUCAUCCGCCCUUCCUCUCAUCCGCCCAUCCUCUCAUCCUCCCUUCAUCUCAUCCUCCUUUCCUCUCAUCCUCCCUUCCUCUCAUCCGCCCUUCUCUCUCUCAUCCUCCCGCCCUUUCAUCCGCCCUUCCUCUCGUCCUCCCUUCCUCUCGUCCUCCCUCCCCUUCUUCCGACCUCCCCCUCAUCCGCCCUUCCUCUCAUCCGCCCAUCCUCUCAUCCUCCCUUCAUCUCAUCCUCCUUUCCUCUCAUCCUCCCUUCCUCUCAUCCGCCCUUCUCUCUCUCAUCCUCUCUACCUCUCAUCCUCUCUCCCUCUCAUCCGCCCUUCCUCUCGUCCUCCCUUCCUCUCGUCCUCCCUCCCCUUCUUCCGACCUCCCCCUCAUCCGCCCUUCCUCUCAUCCGCCCAUCCUCUCAUCCUCCCUUCAUCAGAAACUCAGGAUGCGAGGGUGCUGCGAUGGAAGAGAGGAGAGGUGGGAUGGAAGGGAUUGAGGAUGGGCAACCCAGAAAGGGGACGGCAUGGGAGCUAG